AAUAAUAAUAAUAAUAAUAAUAAUAAUAAUAAUAAUAAUAAUAAUAAUAAUAAUAAUAAUAAUAAUAAUAAAAAUAAUAAUAAUAAUAAUAAUAAUAAUAAUAAUAAUAAUAAUAAUAAUAAUAAUAAUAAUAAUAAUAAUAAUAAUCAUAAUCAUAAUAAUCAUAAUCAUAAUAAUAAUAAUAAUAAUAAUAAUAAUAAUAAUAAUAAUAAUAAUAAUAAUAAUAAUAAUAAUAAUAAUCAUAAUAAUAAUAAUAAUAAUAAUAAUAAUAAUAAUAAUAAUAAUCAUAAUAAUAAUCAUAAUAAUAAUAAUAAU
Microplitis demolitor is the source of this 315-nucleotide messenger RNA. RefSeq names its product glycosyltransferase-like protein gnt13. The annotation marks the transcript as partial. Lineage: Eukaryota; Metazoa; Arthropoda; Insecta; Hymenoptera; Braconidae. The transcript has a single exon. The record is from RefSeq and is a predicted model, not a curated record.